Molecule: messenger RNA, 4077 nt
Organism: Plasmodium knowlesi strain H
Lineage: Eukaryota; Apicomplexa; Aconoidasida; Haemosporida; Plasmodiidae
Product: conserved Plasmodium protein, unknown function
Exons: 1
Coding region: 1-4077 (1358 amino acids)
Source: RefSeq, a predicted model, not a curated record
AUGAUGAACCUAGAGAAGGAUAAACAGGUGCUCAAGGACAGGUUACGAGAAGAACUGCAAAGACUGAGGGGGUACUCAUUAGUCCAACAUGUAUUCUCCUCCCUCGUACAAGCACAGGAAGAGACAAACGGAGGAGUGAAAAAAAAAAAAAAAAAAAAGGGAAUUUUAUACAGCCAAAUCGAAUCGAAAUAUAUAGGAAAAGUAGUGUAUGAUACUUUCGUUCAUUCCAAGGGUGCAAGAAGGUAUGAUAAAUGUCAUCCCUUCCCACUCUGUUGUGUAAAAAGGAGAAUUGACAUUUGGAAAGGAACCAAAGAACUCAUCGUCAGGUGGACUGAUGGAGACAUUCCAUCGGAAACGGAAUUCCAACUGAUUAGCAAAGAGAAGGAUUUUUUUAUUUUCCUAAAAAUUACGCAUUAUGUGAAGAAAGAUUCACCGCGCAGGACACAAGAUGAGUCACUUUCACCGCUCUUAGUGUUUCUCUACGAUGUGGCGGUACCAGGAAGGGAUAGCAAAAACAAACUAGAGACGGAAAGACACGGUAGAAGGUGCACAGGUCUACUUCCCACCAAAUUGGGGCGUCAGAAUGGAGGGAAUUCUUCCUUCACUCAGUUGGCUAACGUGCAGGGGGAAGUAGCGAACAGGAAGAGGGAAUCCCCUCCAAAAGGUAACUACAAAAAGUUCGUGGAUCGGUACCUAUUCUUAGUUCAUUACAGGAACUAUCUCAAGUUGAGUCUUUCCUUAUUUUUGAACUCUCUAGUGACUGCAAUAUUUAAGCAUUCGGAAAAUGGUUUUCAUCCAAAGUGGAUUUCUACCCAGGAGAAGCACAGGGGUAACGAUGAGAGGGGAGACAGAUCCUCUUUGGCUACUCCCCAUGGAAGGAUUAGAAAAAAUAGAGGGACAAAAGGCAUAAGUGAAAAUUCUCAAAUGAGGAGAAGGCUCAAUACCGUUAAAAUGAAGAACGAUAUAGCAGGUAAGGUGUGCCAAUUGAAAAGGGAUUUCCCUCCGGAAAACAUGUAUGAUCAUCCGAACAAAUACGCUGAUGAAGAUAAUGAGGGGGGUCAGGUGAAAUCGUGGAUCCCUCCCCUCUUCGGAAGGCAAGAAAGAUGGCUCAAUUUUUGUCACCUCAAAAAAGGAAUGAACUUCUCAGAACAGAUCUACCACUUGUUAAGGGAGCCAAAUUACCACAUAAAUAUUUUUACAUCCAAAAUCGAAAAAGGGAAGGAAAUUUUUUUAACCUUCCACAAAAUAAGUAAAUGCUUCUUUUUUUUUGUUUCUCCCGUUUUGGGAAUCCUUAACAGAGACUACUACCAAUUUGUGUGUCUAUCGAAUGACCAGCGCAAGUGCACUACACCAACUGCAUAUGGUUUCUCCAAGGAGGGGGCUAUGCCCACCGAAGUGAUAACUCACUUCCUGGAGGAAUUGUCCCACUCAAUUCGAGCUAUGUAUUAUCAGAAGAAAAAGUUGAUAAGAAAGCUCCAAAAAUAUCUGGCCAACAGGACUCUGGAGGGGUACAUAAACUUCCGUCGGUUCGACAAACAGGUACAGAAGAAAGAACAGAUUUACUCCUACACAUUCUAUGAUAUUAGGGAUAAUUCUUUCCUGACAAAUGGAGAGUAUUCUCCAGAAGUGAUCGAAGAAGGUCCCGAAAGAAGGCGCCCAAAGAAUUGCACAAAGGAAAUUCCCAAACUGCUUCAAAAAAUAGAACCCAUUUUAACUCAGUGUAGAUACUUUAACCCUAAAGUAGAUGUACAUUUAGCUAAAAGGAAACUAGAAAAGGUGUGCACAAAUGUCACUGAUAUGCUAACCUGGUGUAGACAAUUUAGGAUAUCCAUAAAGUGGAAGAAAAGGAGAGAGUGCAUAUAUGUGUACUUCGUUAGGAGAAAAUUCCCACCGGUAAUUAACACCAAGCGGAAUGGUACAAAUGGUCUCUUAAUGGAAAGCCCAACUGGGUUUACUGAACCCUCCCCCUUGCAUAGCAAUGAUAAAAAUACAGGAACAAGCACCCAGAAGUACAACCCUCUUCAAAGAGUUCAGUUAGUUUGUGCCUUCCAAAUUUUAUCCACCAGAGGAAGAAUCUACAAAAUGACCAAGAGAGUAUGCUUUCUUCUGUUUAGCCUUAUUCAUAAAAUGGAGAAAAUUCCAAACUUGGAACUCUUGCAUAUGUUAAGACAUAUCCAUCAUAUUGUUGUAGCUUUUCCAUACCUUUACGUUUCUUAUGCACAGGAGGGGGGAUCCAUCGGUGGGGAUAACUCCACUCGGGAGAAGGACAAUAUUCUGGGUAAACAUUCCCGUGUACACAUCCCUCUACACACGGAAGGGCUGAAACGAUCAAAAAGGAGAAGGAAGAAAGCCCUACGGAGGAUCUUGUUGAAAGAGGGAGAAUUUCCCUUUCUCCUAAAGAUGCACAAAUUGAUUCUAUAUUUUUACCUUUACGUGAUUGGAACAUUGUGCCCGACGUGGCUGAACGGCGAUAGAGGAAGAAGGGGGGCGCCCAGACAGGGGGGAAAGGUGACACGGAAAAAAACGGCAUGGGAAGAAGCGGUAUGCAAAGAAGCGGAAUGCAAAGAAGCGGCAUGCGAAGAGGCGACAUGCAAAGAGGUGACAUGCAAAGAAGUGAUGACACCCCCCGAAGCGCUUCUGCGGAGCCGGUUCGACGAAUUCAUCAAACAAAUUAAAAGAGAAAAGUGGAAAAAAAAAAUUUAUCUCCAUCUUCGAAACUGCAUAGGGGACUUCCUCAAGCGCGACAAAAAGAAUGCCCAUACGGGUGAAGAAAUGAGUAACGGAUCGCACACUUUGGAAGGAGGAACGAGAGGGACAAAGGGAACGCUCAUAAAUUCGUUUAUUUUGAGGCCCAUAUGCAUGGAUGGGUAUUUCUCAGCGGAUGAAGAAGCCACCCCUGAGGAGGUUCGAAGAGGUAGGGGAGUGAACUACGAGGAGGAUCUUUCUGUUGGCAGAACGACAUCCUCUAACGCUGAUAACCAUGUUAACCAUGCUAACCCCGCCAACUGUGCCAAUAUGGCCACACCCCUUAAUAGCCGUAGCAACUCACCUACAGCAACAGACGAUUACGUCAACUUCUUCAAACUGCGAAACAUGAAAAAGACGGCCCGCAUGUUGGGUCCAGCCCUGAUGGACAGAAUGGCUAACAGACUCUACAUCGGAAGGAAUGCCUUUUUGAAUAUGAACGCACACAGGGUAGAACUACUGAGCAUAGUGAGCCAAUUCGAGGAAGAUGCAAAGGGUAUUCUAUGUGCUGUAAGGAAAUCAUUAUCCCACCGGGGAGACAUAAUAACUACCAGUAAGCGUGAUCAGGGUGAUCCCCUACCCAACCUCAACGGAGAAGAAGAGCAAAGAUUGUUACACCACAUAUGCAAAAAGAAGCGAAUUAAUAAAAAUUUAUCUAUUUUUAACAUUCGCAGUGGGUGCAUGGGAAGAGGAAAACUGCGGCAUGUUCGGAGGGCGAAAGUGAAUAACAAAGUGGUGAAAAGUUUCUUCCGACUGGAAAAGUUCCCAUGUGAAAAAUUGCCCCCUGAGGAGUCACUUGGAUGGGGGAGUCGAAGCGGUACCCACAAAGUUUCCCUGAAAUAUCUGGUCCAUUUGGUGAAUGGCCACAUAACCUUCGCUGUGAAUAUUUUUUCGAAGGAUCAUCAAAAAUGGGGGCACUCAAAAAGUCGGGUGUACUUUCUGAACGUGUGCAAAAAUGAUGUAAUUAAAAAUAUGUUAAUAGAAAGAACAAUUCACUUUUUGGAGGAUCUCCUAACCUAUGUGCAGGAAAAUCUCCCCUUCCUGGAGAGCGAAAAGACGCGUGAUACAAAAGCCCACCACUAUUUCUCCUACAAUGUAUGCAAAAUAUUUUGUUACGAAUUGAAGCAAGGUAAAUGUGAGAUGAAAAAAAUAUAUCAGGUCAAACCGGGGGGGGAAUUUUGCGUGCACCUUUUUACCUUAACAAGUCAGGCAACUGUCUUUCUUUAUUCCACAGGGGGGGGAGGUGGUUUGUGUAACCCUUUUUUUGUGAAGUUUUUUGAGCCAAGUAAAUUUUACGACGCUUUUUUAGAAUGUGCGAAUGGAGCGAUUUGA